Messenger RNA from Trichoplusia ni (cabbage looper), 2267 nucleotides. RefSeq names its product neuroendocrine convertase 2 (gene amon). The record is from RefSeq and is a predicted model, not a curated record. Lineage: Eukaryota; Metazoa; Arthropoda; Insecta; Lepidoptera; Noctuidae. The transcript is spliced from 14 exons. Gene Ontology annotation, molecular function: serine-type endopeptidase activity. Gene Ontology annotation, cellular component: trans-Golgi network; Golgi membrane. The annotation marks the transcript as partial. Gene Ontology annotation, biological process: protein processing.
AUACGCGUACUAGGCUCUGACACAGAAUGGCACUUCGCUCACCGAGGGCUCCCGCACGCUCGCCCGCGACGCUCCAUCGCACACACGCGCUUACUCAAACAACACCCACUUGUACACACGGCGAUUCAGCAGACUGGUUUUAAAAGAGUGAAGCGGGGUUUCCGGCCCCUCCGGUUACCUGAACCUGCGCUUGCGCCGGUGGCUGAGCCACGUGACCCCUACUUUCCCUUACAAUGGUACUUGAAGAACACUGGGCAGAAUGGCGGGAAGCCGAAGCUGGAUUUGAAUGUGGAAGCGGCUUGGGCGUUGGGGUACACUGGGGUUAACGUAACCACAGCUAUCAUGGAUGAUGGUGUCGACUACAUGCACCCAGAUCUCAAAUACAACUAUAAUGCGGAGGCUUCAUACGACUUCAGCAGCAACGAUCCAUUCCCGUACCCGAGAUAUACAGAUGACUGGUUUAAUAGCCACGGAACCCGAUGUGCAGGAGAAGUGGCCGCGGCCAGAGAUAAUGGAGUCUGCGGUGUUGGUGUGGCCUAUCAUUCUAAAGUGGCUGGUAUUCGAAUGUUGGACCAGCCUUACAUGACGGACCUGAUCGAGGCCAACUCUAUGGGGCACGAGCCCCACAAGAUCCACAUCUACAGCGCCUCGUGGGGACCAACUGAUGAUGGAAGGACUGUGGAUGGACCCCGCAAUGCCACCAUGAGGGCUAUUGUACGAGGUGUUAAUGAGGGCCGCAACGGUCUAGGUAAUAUCUACGUGUGGGCCAGUGGCGACGGCGGAGAAGACGACGACUGUAACUGUGAUGGAUACGCUGCCUCCAUGUGGACCGUAUCAAUCAACAGUGCAAUCAAUGACGGUCAAAACGCUCACUACGAUGAAUCCUGUUCCUCAACUUUGGCGAGUACGUUCAGCAAUGGCGCCCGGGACCCCAGCACUGGGGUCGCUACCACGGACCUGUAUGGGAAGUGUACUGCGACCCAUUCGGGAACCUCCGCCGCUGCUCCCGAAGCCGCCGGUGUGUUUGCACUGGCUUUACAUGCUAACCCGAGUCUUACUUGGAGGGAUAUUCAACAUUUGACUGUGCUGACUUCAAAAAGGAAUUCGCUAUACGAUGCUAAGGGCCGUUUCCACUGGACUAUGAACGGCGUGGGUCUGGAGUUCAACCACCUGUUCGGGUUCGGCGUGCUGGACGCGGGCGCCAUGACCGCGCUGGCAGCCAACUGGCGCUCCGUGCCGCCGCGCUACCACUGCGAGGCUGGCUCUGUUAAUACUCACACUGAAAUCGCAGCAGAAGGCAUGUUAACCCUGAAGAUCGACACGAGCGCGUGCGCGGGCACGCCGAGCGAGGUGCGCUACCUGGAGCACGUGCAGGCGGUUGUCAGCGCCAACGCCAGCCGCCGCGGGGACCUCGAGCUGUUCCUCACCAGCCCUAUGGGAACACGAUCAAUGAUCCUGAGCCGGCGCGCGAACGACGAUGACUCCCGUGACGGUUUCACCAAGUGGCCCUUCAUGACGACCCAUACUUGGGGGGAGUACCCACAGGGCACGUGGACCUUAGAGGCUCGCUACAACGGCGGCGCGGGCAGCCCGGCGGCGUGGUCGGGCUGGGUGCGCGGCUGGUCGCUGGUGCUGCACGGCACGCGCGCGCCGCCCUACGCCGCGCUCGUGCCGCAGGACCCGCACUCCAAGCUCGCCGUCGUCAAGAAGGCGCACGAGGACAGCCUGCGGCCCGAGUAACCGCCACGGGGACCUGCUCUGUAUUGGUUGGCUCUGAUCAACAAAGGUGUUCGAGACAUUUAAUUGAAAUAUCCCCUGAAACGUAUUCUUCAAAAAAUCCACAUAGUCAGGUUGUUCCUUUUCAAAGAUGAUUAAAAAAGCAGUAAAUACACGACAAUUUCAAACGUUUUAAACCGUAAAUUUUCAGGUCAGAUUUAAAGUAUUUUUCGAAAAAUCUUCCAGGAGAACGUGCCAGACAGUCUAAUUUAAACCUGAGCUCUUUUACUAGGCAGAAAUACCACAGCACAUAUUUUUUAAUACCAAAAUGAGUCGACAAAAGAUCCAAGAUUUCAAAAUUGUUCAAAAGUAUCAUAACUUCUGUGUUAAAGCAACGAUCGAAAUCUCAAUGGCAUGACGUGACGAGUACACUUAUAUACAGCCUGUUCAAAAAAAACUUUAAAAAACAAUGAGAAAAGAACAACCAAUACAGAUCAGUAUAUCCUAAGCCUGGCAAGAACGUGUAACAUAACAUUUACAACCGAGCGACA